Molecule: messenger RNA, 2199 nt
Organism: Arabis nemorensis
Lineage: Eukaryota; Viridiplantae; Streptophyta; Magnoliopsida; Brassicales; Brassicaceae
Source: the annotation of a GenBank genome assembly
AUGGAGUUUGAGACUCACGAAGAUGCGUAUUUGUUUUACAAAGACUACGCGAAAUCAGUUGGUUUCGGAACUGCGAAACUGAGCAGUCGAAGAUCCAGAGCUUCAAAGGAAUUCAUCGAUGCUAAAUUCUCCUGUAUACGUUACGGAAGCAAACAGCAAUCCGAUGAUGCGAUUAACCCUAGAGCUUCUCCCAAAAUCGGUUGCAAAGCGAGUAUGCAUGUGAAACGAAGACCUGAUGGGAAAUGGUACGUUUACAGUUUCGUUAAAGAGCACAAUCACGAGCUUUUACCAGAACAAGCUCAUUUUUUCAGGAGCCAUAGAAACAACAACACUGAUCCUGUGAAAUCAGAUUCUAGGAUUAGGAGGAAGAAGAACAAUCCUGCUUGUAAACAUCUAAGUGCUUACCAUGAUUUUAGCUUUUUAGAUGGUUAUAUGAGGAAUCAGCAUGAUAAAGGAAGACGUCUAGUUUUAGCCAAUGGUGAUGCUCAGAUCUUGCUUGAGUUUCUUAUGCGUAUGCAGGAAGAGAAUCAGAAAUUCUUUUACGCAGUUGAUUUCAGUGAAGAUCAUGUAUUGAGGAAUGUGUUCUGGGUUGAUGCAAAAGGGAUUGAAGAUUACAAAAGUUUCAGUGAUGUUGUUUCUUUCGAUACGACUUAUUUCGUUAGUAAGUAUAGAAUUCCGCUGGUUGUUUUCAUUGGAGUUAACCAUCAUGAACAGCCUGUGUUGCUUGGUUGUGGAUUGGUUGCAGAUGAAACAGUUUAUACUUAUGUCUGGUUGAUGCAAUCUUGGUUAGUAGCAGUGGGUAGUUCGACGCCGAAAGUAAUGCUUACUGAUCAAAACAAUGCUAUAAAAGCAGCAAUCGCGGCUGUUUUACCGGAAACUCGUCAUUGCUAUUGCUUGUGGCAUGUAUUGGACCGGCUUCCUCGGAAUCUGGACUAUUGGAGCAUGUGGCAAGAUACUUUCAUGAAAAAGUUGUUCAAAUGUAUAUACAGGUCAUGGUCUGAGGAGGAAUUUGAUAGGAGGUGGUUGAAAUUGAUAGACAAGUUUCAUCUUAGAGAUGUUCAGUGGAUGCGGUCUUUGUAUGAGGAACGUAAGUUCUGGGCACCUACCUUUAUGAGGGGGGUAACAUUUGCGGGGUUAUCAACACGUAAUCGUUCAGAAAGCGCCAAUUCUUUGUUUGAUCGGUAUGUUCAAGCUGAAACUUCACUUAAAGAUUUCUUAGAAAAGUAUGGGCUAAUGCUAGAAGAUAGGUAUGAAGAGGAAGCUAAGGCAGAUUUUGAUGCUUGGCAUGAAGCACCUGAGGUGAAAUCUCCAUCGCCUUUUGAGAAGCAGAUGUUAAAUGUAUACACCCAUGAAAUAUUCAGGAAAUUCCAACUUGAGGUUCUGGGUGCUGCUGCUUGUCACCUUACGAAGGAGAGCGAGGAAGGAACAACUUACAGUGUAAAGGACUUUGAAGACGAUCAGAAAUAUUUGGUGGAUUGGAAUGAAUCGAAUUCAGAUAUAUACUGCUCUUGCCGUUCCUUUGAGUACAGAGGAUAUUUAUGUAGACACGCAAUUGUUGUUCUCCAAAUGUCGGGUGUUUUCACCAUUCCGAUAAACUAUGUGCUGCAAAGAUGGACGAAUGCAGCUAGAAACAGACAUCAGAUCAGUGGAAACCUUGAAAUUGUGCAGUCUAAUAUCCAUCGUUUCAAUGAUUUUUGCCGGCGAGCCAUUAUAUUGGGAGAAGAAGGAUCUCUUUCCCAAGAAAGUUAUGACGUCGCCAUGUUUGCAAUGAAAGAAGCUUUUAAAGAAUGUGCUAUUAAAAUUAAUACCAUUGAAAAUCCCGCAAUGUUUGAAGAAGCUGCAAUUCAACCGAGAGAUCCUUCUGUCCAAGAAGGAAAUCAAUAUGGAUCUACAUCGAAGCAGAUUGGACUCGAACCUAACAUACAUGCAGGCAAUGCUUCAGGACAAGCUGAAGCCAGAAGGGAUAAGAGAAGUAGCCUAAACAAUGCAUCUAAAAAAGCAAAGCAUGUGACUCAAUCUGGGACUGUUGGUGAGGGAAGCCAAGAAGGAUUUCAACAAGCGGCUGCUCCAACACCGGCGCAGGCGGUAAUGGCAGGGCAGUUCCACAACACGAUGCCGGGAAUGUUCCAAAACGUAAUACCCACGGAGUUUCACAACAUUCAGGGUACAAACAUGCACCAAAACAACCCCCCUGGUUAA